GAAUAUUUUACUAAAUAUAUAUAUAUUUUAUGGUUUAUGUAAAAUUAAGAGAUUAUAUCAAGCUUCAUAACUAGAAAACUAGUAGUAAGUAAAAAGUAGUAGUAGUAGUACUCGAUGAAAAAAUACUUUAUUAUAGUGUUUUGAAAAGCUGUCGAGGUAAGCUACAAGAGACUUUUUUGGGGGGAAGAGAUUGCCCUGACACCCUACACACACGCAUAAUAUACAUAUAGCGUUAGAUAUAUUUACGUGUGUACAUCUUGAAAUCCCUCGAUCGAGUUUGAUUUCGAUACCGCGUGCUCUUAAUUUUUAUGGAAGAAUUUGUCCGAAAAUAAGCCCGACUAGAGGGACUGUAAAAAGAGAGAUAGGGUGACUGUGCACGCGAUGGAAACCGACGGAGAGGGGCGUUCCUCACGACCGAUUCGCGCGCGAUAUAUAUUGUCGUUCUCGCGUAGUACACGCAGGUGGUGCGUACACGCAUCCGCGAUACCGCGAGAAAAAGAAGACGGGCUCUCUCGUUCUUCUGGUAGCUCUACACCGGACUGUCUCGUGCGCGGUUUUCCAACACACACGCGACCACAUUUCACUCUCGCAAUUUUUUUCUUUUUCAUCGUCUCGCAACGAUAUUGGAAUAUUGUAAUUUUGUACAAUGUACGCAUAGAGAGAGAUCUGUAUAUAUUGAUCGGUGUCUACUGUAAAUAAAACCGAUUUCGAAACCGUUGCGUUCUUUCCAUUACAAAAAUUAUCAUAAGUUACAUCACGCGAGUAUAAACAUGUUCUACUACUAUCUGUAAUUAAUAUCCCGUCGUACAAUUUUUUUUUCUUAAUCGAGUGUACUUGUCAGUGGGAAGAGAGAAAAGAGAAAGAUUAAGCAAGCAUAGUCAUCCAAAAAAAUGACUGCUACCGAGGAAACGGAGCCGUUGAUAUCCACGACACCGACGACUUCCGCCGGUAAAAGUCAAAGGGUCACUUAUCAUGCAAUCUCCUUUGAAAUAAACGAAAGGGAUAGAUUGCACGACGGAAGCCCCGAGAAUUCCUUUAGUCUAAAACCGAUUUCGAAUGCGCCGACAGGCGUGAAUUUUAACAGCGAAAUCUCCACCGACAGAAUCACGUACACGUGGAACGACGUAAAUGUCUAUUAUAGCACGAAAACCGACAGGAUCUGGGAUCGAUUGAUGUUCAGACCUAGUAGGUCCAUCGCCCAAAAGCACAUAUUAAAGGAUGUGUGCGGAGUGGCCUAUCCUGGCGAAUUACUCGUAAUCAUGGGCGCAUCAGGUGCAGGCAAAACGACCUUACUAAACGCAUUGACGUUUCGCACGACACGCGGAGUGUCCGCGUCCGGUUUAAUGGCCGCCAACGGUCGGAGGACAUCGCCGGACGUCCUCACCUCGAGGAUGGCUUAUGUACAGCAAGAUGAUUUAUUUAUUGGCACAUUGACAGUGACAGAACACUUGAUGUUUCAGGCGACGGUGCGGAUGGAUCGGCACAUACCUCGUCACCAGAGGAUCAAGCGGGUCAAUGAGGUCAUCGACGAGCAGCUCGCCCUUUCGAAAUGUCGAAACACCACGAUAGGGAUACCCGGUAAACUAAAGGGUCUUUCGGGCGGUGAAAUGAAGAGAUUAUCCUUCGCUUCCGAAGUAUUGACCGAUCCGCCGCUUAUGUUUUGCGACGAGCCGACAUCCGGCUUAGAUUCCUUCAUGGCUCAUCAAGUUGUUUCUAUCUUGAAGGCUUUGGCGGCAAAUGGUAAAACGAUUGUCGUCACUUUACAUCAACCUUCGUCGGAGCUGUUCGCUCUAUUUGAUAAAAUUCUGUUGAUGGCCGAAGGAAGAGUCGCCUUCAUGGGUACCACCGCGCAAGCUUGUUCCUUCUUCAAGACGCUUGGCGCAACUUGUCCCAACAACUACAACCCUGCCGAUUACUUCGUGCAAAUGUUGGCCGUGAUACCGGGACGCGAGUUGGCCUGCAGACACGCGAUCAAAACGACGUGCGAUACCUUCCGGAAUAGCGAAUAUGGCAGAAAGGUCGUCACAGAAGCAGAAACAGUCCAUGGCGAAUUCGAGAGUUCCCUCAAGUAUUACACCAAAGAUCCCGGUCGCUCGCCUUACAAGGCGAGCUGGUGCGAGCAGUUUCGCGCAGUCCUAUGGCGAUCCUGGUUGUCAGUGAUCAAGGAACCGAUCCUCAUCAAAGUUCGCCUCCUACAGACUAUCAUGAUCUCGCUAUUGAUCGGUGUCACUUACUUCGGCCAGCAUAUCGAUCUGGACGGCGUGAUGAACAUUAACGGCGCUCUGUUCGUUUUCCUUAACUGCAUGACUUUUCAGAACGUCUUCGCAGUUAUUAAUGUAUUUUGCGCCGAAUUACCGAUAUUUCUUCGCGAACACAGAAAUGGCAUGUAUCGCACCGACGUUUAUUUUAUCUGCAAAACGCUGGCGGAAGCGCCAAUAUUCCUAGCGAUACCGCUGAUGUUUACCAUCAUCGUUUAUCCCAUGAUCGGUCUUUAUCCCGACGUGAGGCAUUUCUGUAUCACCGCUUCCGUAUUAACUCUUGUGGCCAACGUGUCGACUUCGUUCGGCUACCUGAUAUCCUGCAUCAGCAACAACGUGACUACAGCUCUCUCCGUUGGUCCUCCGGUAAUAAUACCAUUCUUGUUGUUUGGCGGCUUCUUUCUAAAUACGGCAUCCGUGCCGUCCUAUUUUCUCUGGUUCUCGUAUCUGUCCUGGUACCGUUACGGCAACGAGGCUCUUUUGGUCAACCAGUGGUCAGACAUCGACUCUAUAGCGUGCAUCACAAACAACAUCACGUGUCCGAAAUCGGGACGCACCGUUCUCCAAACUUAUAAUUUCAGGGAGGAGGACUUCUCGAUGGACAUUCUCUGCUUGUUCGCGCUUAUCGUGGCAUUCCGUCUCCUGGCGUUUUUCGCCCUAUUGUCAAAAACUCGUCGUUCGAAAUAAUGUAUAUCAUUAUUGUCCUGUGGAACGAACAGUUUUGCUCUUAUUG
Camponotus floridanus (Florida carpenter ant) is the source of this 2991-nucleotide messenger RNA. It is a transcript of the gene w, whose product is annotated as protein white. The record is from RefSeq and is a predicted model, not a curated record. The coding region runs from base 891 to 2945 and encodes 684 amino acids. The transcript is spliced from 10 exons. Gene Ontology annotation, molecular function: ATP binding; ATP hydrolysis activity; ABC-type transporter activity. Gene Ontology annotation, biological process: transmembrane transport. Lineage: Eukaryota; Metazoa; Arthropoda; Insecta; Hymenoptera; Formicidae. Gene Ontology annotation, cellular component: plasma membrane.